Messenger RNA from Zychaea mexicana, 573 nucleotides. RefSeq lists its product as uncharacterized. Lineage: Eukaryota; Fungi; Mucoromycota; Mucoromycetes; Mucorales; Lichtheimiaceae. Bases 1 to 573 code for a protein of 190 amino acids. The record is from RefSeq and is a predicted model, not a curated record. The transcript has 5 exons.
AUGGAAGACGCGCUUGCUAAACACGGGUUCACUGUCGCGUUUACUCAGAACAUUAUUGACGCUACCAUGGUACGAUAUCUAAACCAACAACAGCAAGAAAUCAUGAUAGCGAUAACGCGGCGCACAGGGCUCGAUUUGGAUGAGCAGGAUAUUGGUCUGAAUGAUAUCGACGACACCGACCGCCUCACCAUCAUCAUCAUCAUCAUCAUCAUCAUCAUCAUCAUCAUCGUCAAGCAACAAACAACGCCCACAAACUCAGAGCCUGAUUAUGAUGAUAUUAGCAGCCAAUAUGCGUUUGAUGAUGCCACUAGUCAAAUUGCUCCGCAUGACGGAAGGCCAUUGAAGAAUACAUGGAAGCAUGGCGAUAAGCUAAUUAUUAUUGGUAAUGAUGAACUGGGCAUGCUCAACAAACCUAGGCAACAGGCUCAAGGUGCUCAAUUGACGUGUAAAGCAACAGAAAUCAAACACGAAACUUUCGUGACAGCGGCGGGUUUGCUUUUUAGUGCACUGGAUUUGGAGCAAGAAGAAUGGGGCGAUAUUCUGACCGAAGCGACAAGAAGCAGAAUCGAUUAG